AUGAGUUGUUUAUUAUUUUUCAACUUUAUUCUAUUACUUUUUGCUAUAACACUUCUCUUAUUGGGUAUAACAACAUCAAGAUGGCUUGUUAUUGUUGAUAAUAAUACAAGUUAUAUAUCUAGUGAAAAUUCAAAUGGUAUUGUAUCAUCGUGUCAACGACUUUAUCGUCAAGGUAAUACAGAUAAAUACAUAACUGUAAACAAUGAAACAAAUAGUAUUAAUCAAUAUAUAUAUGAUGAUGCUUAUGUAUGUUUUAAUCGAUUACUCAAAUGGUAUAAUGCAUCUAUGGUUGGACCUGAAUUAUUAGUCGUAUUGGCAUUGAUUACAUUAGCAUUAUUUCUUGGUUUUGAACGUCUACAAACAUUAACAGCUUAUGGUUUCUCAUUUUGGUCAUUUGUAGCCGGUACAAGUUGUGUAUUUAUUAGUUGUAUUCUUACAGCAGUUUAUCGUAUUGAUGUGGAGUUUGAAUUUCGUCGUUAUCGACAUGAAUCAGUAGCAACACUUUGCUAA
Molecule: messenger RNA, 510 nt
Organism: Rotaria sp. Silwood2
Lineage: Eukaryota; Metazoa; Rotifera; Eurotatoria; Philodinida; Philodinidae
Source: the annotation of a GenBank genome assembly